This is a messenger RNA of Erigeron canadensis, 866 nucleotides long. Its product is annotated as cytokinin riboside 5'-monophosphate phosphoribohydrolase LOG5-like. Gene Ontology annotation, molecular function: hydrolase activity, hydrolyzing N-glycosyl compounds. Gene Ontology annotation, biological process: cytokinin biosynthetic process. The transcript is spliced from 7 exons. Gene Ontology annotation, cellular component: nucleus; cytosol. Lineage: Eukaryota; Viridiplantae; Streptophyta; Magnoliopsida; Asterales; Asteraceae. The coding region runs from base 63 to 743 and encodes 226 amino acids. The record is from RefSeq and is a predicted model, not a curated record.
GGUUCAUCAUCAUUAUUUCACAUAGAAAGAUAAGCUUUCAAAGGGUCAAAAGAGAAUCUACGAUGGAGAAUGAGGAGCAACAAAAUAAGUCAAGAUUCAAAAGUGUUUGUGUGUUUUGUGGUAGUAGUUCUGGUAAAAGGGAUGUGUAUAGAGAUGCUGCCUUUGAGUUGGCUCAAGAACUGGUAGAAAAAAGGCUUGAUCUUGUCUAUGGGGGAGGAAGCAUUGGUUUGAUGGGGUUAGUUUCUCAAGCUGUUCAUUGUGGUGGUGGUCAUGUCCUGGGGGUCAUACCAAGAGCUUUGAUGGGGAAGGAUAAAACUGGAGAAAGUAUAGGAGAAGUUAAAGCUGUAGGUGACAUGCACCAAAGAAAAGCUAUGAUGGCCCACCACUCUGAUUGUUUCAUUGCUCUUCCAGGUGGAUAUGGUACCCUUGAGGAACUACUUGAAGUCAUUAGUUGGGCUCAACUUGGAAUCCAUGACAAACCUGUGGGCUUACUGAAUGUGGAUGGGUACUACAACAAUCUGCUCACAUUCAUCGAUAAGGCAGUAGAUGAUGGAUUUAUCAAACCUUCUCAACGUCACAUCUUGGUCUCUGCACCUAAUGCCAAAGAACUUGUUCAGAAACUUGAGGAGUACAUCCCUGUAAAAGAUGGAGUAAUUCCUCAGGCCAAGUGGGAGGUGGAGAAGCAGCCAGUUCCAGUUGGGUUCAAUGCUUUGCGUCCUGAAAUAGCUUUUGUAGACGCUUAGCCGAAGAAGAAACAAGGAGGUGUUGUUCCUAGGGUCUUUAAUUUAACGUAACGUAGGGGCUUUAGAAGACUAAUGAAGUGUAUAUACAUGAUCUCACUUUAGCUGCAUCGAGUAGUUAUAUGG